Molecule: messenger RNA, 636 nt
Organism: Diaporthe amygdali
Lineage: Eukaryota; Fungi; Ascomycota; Sordariomycetes; Diaporthales; Diaporthaceae
Product: cetyltransferase
Exons: 1
Coding region: 1-636 (211 amino acids)
Cellular component (GO): cytoplasm
Molecular function (GO): protein-N-terminal-alanine acetyltransferase activity; protein N-terminal-serine acetyltransferase activity
Source: RefSeq, a predicted model, not a curated record
AUGGCCUCAGCCACGGCACACGCCCCUUCAAUACCAUCUCUCCCAACAACGCCCAUACUCACCCUUCGCAAGACUCUCAUCCGCCCCUAUCACCCCAGCGAUGCCCCAAACAGCUCGAAGCAGGCCAACGACCCGGAUAUAGCCAAGUGGAUGCGCAAUACCUUCCCCUUCCCUUACGAGCUGCAGCAUGCAGAGUCCUUCAUCAACAACAUUGCCCUAUCGGACAAGUCGGCCAGCCCCUUACGCCCGGAGGGUAUCCUGCUCACCUACGCCGUCUGCCGCUCCUCGGAUGGCGCCUUUGUCGGCGGCGUUGGCCUCAAGCCCUUCAACGAUGUCGAGGCACGCACCAUCGAGAUCGGCUACUGGUUCGGCCGAGAGCACUGGGGCAGGGGAUACGCCAGCGAGGCCGUCGCAGCCUUCACAGCCUGGGCAUUUGCGACGUUCCCUGACUUGCUCAGGAUGGAAGCUAAGGUUUACGAGGGAAACGGCGCGAGCGACGCCGUGCUGAAGAGGGCUGGAUAUCAGUUUGAGGGCGUUAGGAGGAAGGCUAUUUGGAAGAAUGGGGAGUCGUUGGAUCAGAGAGAUUAUGGGUUGCUGAGGGACGAGUGUCCCGCGUUGGAAGGGGUUAUCAUAUGA